AUGGAGGUUCCCGCUGUAAAGUGGAAGAUAUCGUUUCUGGAUACCAGGAAAGGGCCACCCAGGAGCGCGGUCAUGGUCGGGUUUGGCUGGCUCGAGGUGGCAUGGUACGGAAAAAAUAGACGCGCCCCGGCUACCGGAGGAGUGAAGAAACCUCAUCGUUACAGACCUGGCACGGUCGCCCUGAGAGAGAUUCGUCGUUACCAGAAGAGCACCGAGCUGCUCAUCCGCAAGCUGCCCUUCCAACGCCUGGUCCGUGAGAUCGCACAAGACUUCAAGACUGACCUGCGCUUCCAGAGCUCCGCCGUGAUGGCUCUUCAGGAGGCUAGCGAGGCUUACCUCGUUGGUCUUUUCGAAGAUACCAACCUGUGCGCCAUCCACGCCAAGAGAGUCACGAUCAUGCCCAAGGACAUCCAGCUCGCUCGCCGUAUCCGUGGCGAACGCGCUUAAACACUGCGCCUGUACCCGUGAAACCAACCGGCCCUUUUCAGGGCCACCAUUUCUUCCCAGAAAUGAUUUCUACUUUGCUUUACCCAUCACCCCGAAGGACUAAGAAACCAAAUGUUAUGACUGUUUCAUAACAGAUUGUGUAAUGAUGAAGUAGGCAAUCGAUACGAGCUAUAGCGGGAUUUUUGGCCCUACAAUCUGUCUAUUAUGAAUAAAUAGUGUAAAAACAUC
Messenger RNA from Priapulus caudatus, 675 nucleotides. Its product is annotated as histone H3.3-like. NCBI's taxonomy places the organism in Eukaryota, Metazoa, Priapulida, Priapulimorpha, Priapulimorphida, Priapulidae. Gene Ontology annotation, molecular function: structural constituent of chromatin; DNA binding; protein heterodimerization activity. The transcript is spliced from 3 exons. Gene Ontology annotation, cellular component: nucleosome. Bases 1 to 447 code for a protein of 148 amino acids. The record is from RefSeq and is a predicted model, not a curated record.